CGGUCAUUCAACGGCGAAUUGAUACUAUCAGGCAUAUGUCGUGUACUCUGUCAAAUAGCAGUUGGUAAGUCACACGUUUCGACGCAUCUCACAACAGCAGCUUUGCGUGGUACAAGUGACACGCAUGAACGGCAGAAAGGGUGGUGCGUACAUAUGUGCUAAUGUUAAACAUCGAGAAUCCUGAACAACAGCUCUUACACACCUUUCUUAUCGUACAGAUCGACAUAUGUCCGGCUUCGCUACGUCCCGCGGGGAGGCGAAUUUACCGUAUCCUUGUAUGACUGGUAAGGGCCGGCAAGUCGAGGCGGGUGGUGUUUACAGCAAUGACAGCUCCGACUAUAAGAACCGUCGUGCAGUGCGCAAAGCCGAUAAUCAUCAGCUGCCUAUCCAACCAUUAGCCACACUCUCCCUUCCACAAGUGACGUCUUACACGGUCGGCAUAAUGGUCUCGAUGUGGUUACUCGCAAAGGUCUUUGUGGCAUUCGCGCCCUUGACCAGCGUUGCCGCCCAGUACUCCACAGCGCCAGUGCUUCCCGAACUGUUAGAUGCCACUGCAGAUGAGUUGAUUGCCGGACUGAAGGCCGGCCAAUUCACCAGUCUUGACUUGGUGCAGGCUUACGUAGAACGUAUUCUUGAAGUCAAUGCAACCCUGCACAUGGUCACAGAGAUCAAUCCUGAUGCCUGGACAAUUGCGAAAGAGCUCGACGAGGAGCGGUCAUAUGGAAAGGUCCGCGGCCCUCUCCACGGCCUGCCUAUACUCAUGAAGAAUAAUAUUGCCACUGCUGAUGAGAUGAACAAUACUGCCGGAUCAUUCUCACUACUCGGAGCCAAGGUCCCACGCGACGCCACUGUUGCUGCGAAACUUCGUAAAGCGGGUGCCAUCCUGCUCGGCAAGACAAACCUCUCUCAAUGGGCUAAUUACCGAUCCGCAAACUCUUCCAAUGGCUGGUCUGCGUAUGGCGGUCAGACCUAUGGUGCCUACUACCCGGGCCAAGAUCCCAGUGGCAGCAGUAGUGGUAGUGGUGUUUCUGCCAGUCUGGGUCUUGCUUUCGGCACUUUGGGCACAGAGACUGAUGGCAGUAUCGUCUCACCGAGUCAGCUGAAUAACAUAGUUGGUAUCAAGCCAACUGUCGGCCUGACAAGCAGAGCCCUUGUCAUUCCCAUCUCCGAGCACCAGGAUUCUGUUGGUCCUAUGGCACGUACAGUGAAGGAUGCGGCUUACAUCUUGCAAGCAAUUGCUGGACCUGACCAGUACGAUAACUACACAUCCGCCAUUCCGUGGGCCUCAAAUACCACCAAUGCCACAAAGCCGGAUUACGUUGCGGCUUGCAGGCUGGACGCACUGGCUGGCAAGCGCAUUGGCAUUCCUCGCAACGCAAUUGGCGACCGUAACAUCGUCUCAGCCCCCAUCUUCGACGCCUUCGACUCAGCUAUUGCCAUUCUGAAAGAGGCAGGCGCGAUCAUUGUCGACAACACCAACUACACCGCCUACGCGCAAUACUUGAACUCCACCGCCGAGGACACCGUGCUGGCAGGUGACUUCGGCCCCAACCUCGCCGCAUAUCUCGCACAGCUAACAUACAACCCCAAUGACGUCAACGAUCUGGAGGAGGUUCGCAACUUCACGCAGACAUUUCCUGCCGAAGAGUUUCCCUCCCGCGACACCGCAGUCUUCAAUUCAGCGCUAGGGCUGAACUUUACAAACACCGAUCCUCAAUUCUGGGCCGCGUACCAAGAGGAUCUCUUCCUCGGCGGACCUGGUGGAUUGUUGGGUGCGCUGGCCACAUACAACCUCGACGCCGUUGUCCUGCCUACUCGCACCGCAUCGUCCAUCAGCGCCAUCAUUGGCGCUCCCAUCGUCACCGUUCCGCUUGGCGCGUACCCGUCCAACACGACUGUUAUCGCCAACACGCGCGGGAACCUCAACGCUACCGCGCCUAAUAUCCCGUUCGGCAUUACUUUUGCUGGCAAGCACUGGGAUGAGGAGAAUCUUAUUGGGUUUGCGUACGCUUAUGAGCAGCGCUCGAAUGUGAGGACUAAGGUCAAGCCGUACAUUCAGCCCACUAUCGAGUUGGCGGAUGUCAUUAGGUAUAAGAUUAGCAAGCUCUGAGACAGCCAUUCGUAGCUUCUGAAGAACUUAAUCGGUUCACUGCAUC
Molecule: messenger RNA, 2156 nt
Organism: Didymella exigua CBS 183.55
Lineage: Eukaryota; Fungi; Ascomycota; Dothideomycetes; Pleosporales; Didymellaceae
Product: glutamyl-tRNA amidotransferase subunit A
Exons: 4
Coding region: 227-2110 (627 amino acids)
Source: RefSeq, a predicted model, not a curated record